Molecule: messenger RNA, 1258 nt
Organism: Pteronotus mesoamericanus
Lineage: Eukaryota; Metazoa; Chordata; Mammalia; Chiroptera; Mormoopidae
Product: T-cell surface glycoprotein CD1e, membrane-associated-like
Exons: 6
Coding region: 47-1255 (402 amino acids)
Biological process (GO): antigen processing and presentation, exogenous lipid antigen via MHC class Ib; positive regulation of T cell mediated cytotoxicity; antigen processing and presentation, endogenous lipid antigen via MHC class Ib
Cellular component (GO): external side of plasma membrane
Molecular function (GO): endogenous lipid antigen binding; lipopeptide binding; exogenous lipid antigen binding
Source: RefSeq, a predicted model, not a curated record
UGAACAGUUUGUCCUGCCGAGACAUCAUUCAUCUAACAGAGCUUCAAUGCUGCUUCUUCUGCUCCUGCUCUUCAAGAAAAUUCUCUGUCAUGGGCCAAGCACAGUAGUGCUAUAUGGACCUCUCCCAUUAUUUCACACUUUCUUAAUGGUCAUUUCUCUCUCAGCUACCCAAGUUCUAGGACCCCAUCAUCCAGCAGCAGAAGAGCCCCUCUCCUUUCGCAUGCUCCAGAUCUCCUCCUUCGCCAACCACAGCUGGGCACACACCCAAGGCUCAGGCUGGCUGGGCGAGCUGCAAACUCAUCGCUGGGACAAUGCCUUGGGCACCAUCCGUUUUCUGUGGCCAUGGUCCCAGGGUAAUUUUAGCAAGGAGGAAUUGAAGCAUAUCCAGGCACUAUUGCAGUUGUACUUCCAUAGUUUCCCUCUGGAAGUGCAGGCAUUUUCCAGUCAGUUUCAGUUUGAAUAUCCCUUUGAGCUCCAGAUAUCAUUCGGCUGUAGAAUGCAUUCUGGGAAGGCUUCAGGCAACUUCUUAAAUGGGGCAUAUCAAGGAUCAGAUUUCCUGAGUUUCCAAGGAAAUUCCUGGAAGCCAUCUCCAGGAGCAGGGAGUCGGGCUCAGAAUGUUUGUAAUGAGCUUAAUCACUACCGAGUUAUUAAAGAAAUUGUGCAGAGCCUUCUCAUUGACACCUGCCCUCGAUAUCUGGCUGGCCUCAGGGAAUCAGGGAAGUCAGAACUGGAGAGACAAGUGAAGCCAGAAGCUUGGGUGUCCAAGGGCUCUAGUCCUGGUCCUGGCCGUCUGCUGCUGGUGUGCCAUGUCUCUGGCUUUCAUCCAAAACAUGUGUGGGUGAUGUGGAUGCGGGGUGAGCAGGAGCAAUCAGGCACUCAGCAAGGUGAAGUCUUGCCCAAUGCUGACAGAACAUGGUAUCUUCGAGUAACCCUGAAUGUGGCAGCUGAAGAGGCUGUUGGCCUGACUUGCCGUGUGAAACACAGCAGCCUAGGAGGCCAUGAUAUAAUCAUCCACUGGGAUGGAUACCCCAUCCUCCUGAUAUGUAUCUGUUUGGCUGUAUUAGUUACCCUGGUUAUCUUGGUUGUGAUUAACUCAUGGUUUAAAAAGCAGAGCUCAAAUCAGAACAUCUGCCCUCCCCAUGUAUCCAAACCUAUCUUUCCCACAGAAGCCAACAUCCAAGAACCUAGUAAUUCAGGAAGUUUUCUCUGCUUAGCACAGAAAUUAUGGAUCAAAAACAGAUUACAGAAGAAAUGAAAG